ACACGCCCGCCGCAAGCAGCUAAUUCCGACCCGUCCCUUCUCCGCAAGCAGUCCCUUAGGCUGCACAUUCCCGCGACCGCCUCGGUACCAUCGCCUGGUGCGACUGCGAUAGGCCCGCCUUCACCUUAUUCCGCCCACCACCAACCCUCUCAAAUUCCCCCGCAACCGCAACCACCUUUUCUCCAAAACACCACCUACACACACGCACCCCAAAAACCAACACAAUGGCUGAAGUCGCCGCAUCCGCAAACAGCAACCAACAGGUUCCGCUCGACACGAUUCCCAUCUCGCCUACCGGCAACUCUGCAGAGGGUGAACAGUCCAGCAGCAACGCAGCAAAUGAGGGCGAGAUCCGCACUGUCUUCCAUGACCCAGAGAACUUCAACGUCAAGCACCCGCUCAUGAACACAUGGACACUGUGGUUCACCAAGCCCCCGAGCGGCAAGGGCGACAACUGGGCUGAACUGCUCAAGGAGGUCAUCUCAUUUGACUCAGUCGAGGAGUUCUGGGGCAUCUACAACAACAUUACUCCAACAUCCGACCUGGCACUCAAGUCCGAUUACCAUCUUUUCAAGAAGGGCGUACGUCCCGAGUGGGAAGACUCGCAGAACAAGCACGGUGGCAAGUGGGCUUUCCAGUUCAAGGACAAGAAGGCAAUCAACAUUGAUGCGCUCUGGCUGCACGUCAUGCUGGCCGCCAUUGGCGAGAACCUUGAGGAUGAGGAUGAUAACGAAGUCAUGGGUGUUGUCGUCAACGUUAGACGAGGCUUCUACCGUAUUGGUCUCUGGACACGCUCAGUCGGCCGUGCUAUUCCCGGUGAUGGAGGCAAGGGAAGGACCCAGGAGCAGGGCAAGGAGGUCCUUCUCAAGAUUGGCAGGCGAUUCAAGCAGGCGCUACAGCUCAAGGACAAUGAUGUCGUCGAAUUCUCUGGGCACACCGAUGCUGCUCACGCCGGUAGUACUCGCGCAAAAGCCAAAUUCAGCGUCUAAAGCUUUGGCUACAUUUCCAGGCAUGCAGCAUCACGGCUGAUGCUUGUAAUAUCCUCCUUCGUCGGCGGACAUAUUACGCACUCCACGUUCGGACUGCAUUUCCACACUUUGUUCACUGUUUGGUCCAAAAAAACAUCUCACUAUCGGUUGGUAGGGACCGAGUUUCUAGCAUGGCGUCCGCAUGGGAUUGCGAAGGGUGAUAUCAGGUUCUUUAUAUGAAUCAUACGGCCAUGGCGGGUACACCUUGAUGGGGUGAAGGGUUCUGGGCUUGUAUAGAAAAACUCUAGUAUCUGACAUAUCUAUGAAGAAGAGAAUAGACGCACUUUUCAAUA
This is a messenger RNA of Bipolaris sorokiniana ND90Pr, 1321 nucleotides long. RefSeq lists its product as uncharacterized. Lineage: Eukaryota; Fungi; Ascomycota; Dothideomycetes; Pleosporales; Pleosporaceae. The coding region runs from base 225 to 989 and encodes 254 amino acids. The record is from RefSeq and is a predicted model, not a curated record. Gene Ontology annotation, biological process: translational initiation. The transcript is spliced from 3 exons. Gene Ontology annotation, cellular component: eukaryotic translation initiation factor 4F complex; cytoplasm. Gene Ontology annotation, molecular function: RNA 7-methylguanosine cap binding; translation initiation factor activity.